Molecule: messenger RNA, 1977 nt
Organism: Cygnus atratus (black swan)
Lineage: Eukaryota; Metazoa; Chordata; Aves; Anseriformes; Anatidae
Gene: XKR5
Product: XK related 5
Exons: 7
Coding region: 1-1977 (658 amino acids)
Biological process (GO): engulfment of apoptotic cell; apoptotic process involved in development; phosphatidylserine exposure on apoptotic cell surface
Cellular component (GO): plasma membrane
Source: RefSeq, a predicted model, not a curated record
AUGCGCGGGGGCUUCCCGGGGCUCUCCCUGGCGCUGCUGGCUGCGGAGCGCGCUGCGAGGCUCAGCACCAUCAUCCACUACCUGGCGCGGGGGCAGCUGGGCUGCUUUUGGCUCACCAUCGCCUGCCUGGCACCCGGCUACGUGCCUCAGCUCCUCAGCAUCCUCUGGUUCAGGGCAGACGGCCAGCCGCCCGGCUGCGGGCUCCUGGUCCUCCACGUCCUGCAGCUGGGCCUCUGGAAGCGGUACUGGGAUGUUUCGCGGCUGGAGGCGAAGGCGGGCGGCAGCGCCGGUGCCGGGGAGGUGCUGCUGCAGCUCGGGGACGUCUGCGUGCUGAGGCUGCUGGAGGCCCUGCUGCAGACCCUGCCUCACCUCCUGCUGCAGGCGUACGUCGUCGUGGCCGUCGAGCCCACCAGCGUUGUCCCCGGUGUCAGCGCUGGGCUGUCCCUGCUGUCCCUCUCCUGGGCGUUGGUGUCCUACAGCCGCUUCUCCUGCCUGCUGAAACCCGGCCACGUCCGCCUGCCGGCCGCAGCCCUGCUCUGCCUGCUGCUCUGGAGGACGGGGAUGCUGGGGACCCGCGUCCUGGCCCUGGUGCUCUUCACCAGGCUCUAUUCCUGCUGGGUUUUGGCUGUGGCAGGCAUCCACUGGCUGCUCAUGGCCUUCUGGCUGGUGGCCCAGCAGACGGACAUCGUGGCCCAGCCGUGCCGCUGGAGGCUGUUCAAUGCCCUGGUGGGAGCCGUGUACGUCUUCUGCUACGUCAACGUCCAGCCGGGUGCCUCCAGGCACAGGGUGGCUGUGUUUUACCUGGUGAUGCUGGUGGAAAACACCCUCCUGCUGCUGCUGGCCACCGAGUUCCUGCAGGCAGAGACGAGGCACAGCCUGGGCGUGACCGGGGCCGUCUUGUCGGGGUCUGCCCUAGGCGCCGCGGCUCUGGUGGUUUAUUACAGCCUGCUCCACCCCAAGUCCGCGGAGAUCUGGGAAGGCUUCCUGGAGAAAUCCUGCCGGGCCGCGGCUGCCGGUGACGAUCGGGCUGCUGGGAACAGCUCCCAGACGGGGCAAAGUUUGGGAAUUUCGGGAGAUGGCGAGUCCUUGGAGGUGGAAGGGACCACAGUGGCUCCCAAAAAGGAGAAUGGCUCGUCGCUCCUGCAUGUUGGAGGGUGCUUGGAGGACGGGUGGACAAACCAUCACCACUGGCUGCUGGUGAGGCUGGCCUUGAAGACGGGGGACAUGUCCCAGAUCAACGCAGCUUUUGGGGAUGGUGGCGUGGGAGAGGUGUACGCGGGCAAAGCCAGGCCUGGGGCAGAGCUGUGCCUCCCCACGAGGGAAAUCGCUCCCGUGCGUCUCGGAUCCGAUCUGACCGAUGCGAAAUUGGUGGUGGUGAGAAACGGAGGAGGCAGCAAAGGCGAGGUCGGUGCUGAAGGAGCAGCACGGGAGGAGAGAGCAGGGCAGGAGCCUGGUCCUCGCCCUGCCACCUCCCUGCCCAGCAGCUCCUCCCCGCUCCCGGACGAGGUUUCCUCCGUGUACUUCACUGCCGACGCUAGAGGCAUCACCUCUGCCGGUGUGGUGACGGCGACGGCCACCUCCUCGACCCUGCUGCAAGGGGACGAGGAAGCCCAGCCUCCCCCAGGCUGCCUGGCAGGAGGAGGAGGAAGAGGAGAGGAUUCAUCCCUCGGGAUGGCGAGCAUCAGCCCGAUCCUGGGCUCCUGCGCCCACCGGCAUCUGCAGAGCAGCUCUUCCCUCUGCAGGACAAGUGGCUGCGGGGCAGCAGGGCCCCCCGGGACCCCCAUGGGGUGGCAUCACCUUCAGGACACCCAGCAGGGGACCGCCCCGAGGAGCAAGCUGAGGCCGCCGCGCUUCACCUCCACCCCCAAGGCUGACCCUAAACCCUGCUGCCGGGCAGACGUGGUCCUACGUGGUGAGGAAAUCGCCUCCCCUCCUGGAGCAUCUCCUGCUUCUGGAGAGCCUCAGCAGCUGGAAUAG